AUGAAACAUUACUUCCUCAUCUUUUGCACUCUUAUUCUAUUCUCAAGCGCGUGGGUGAAGGCAACGGCUGAUACCGGUGACCAGCAUCAUGGCUUGGGUGCGGUCGUAGAAGCGGACGUGGACAACCCUGCUAUCAGGGAUGCAGCUGACUAUGUUACACGUACUGCGAAUACGAACAACUGCAAUGGCCUGUGCGCGUCACUUAAGCGCACAGGCAAGCUGAAGCUGCUGGAAAUUCUUUCUGCGAAGACCCAGGUUGUGGCGGGUAUUCUUUACAAGAUGGAGCUGCUUCUGGAAGAUGAAAAGGGCCAGCAGGUGCUUUUCACCUGCUCAGUGUGGAAUCGCCCGUGGAACACUGGCCAGAACGGUGGGGACGAUCACCACAACCACAUCACCAAAUUCCACUACCAGUACAUUGACCCCUGA
Molecule: messenger RNA, 426 nt
Organism: Volvox carteri f. nagariensis
Lineage: Eukaryota; Viridiplantae; Chlorophyta; Chlorophyceae; Chlamydomonadales; Volvocaceae
Exons: 2
Coding region: 1-426 (141 amino acids)
Molecular function (GO): cysteine-type endopeptidase inhibitor activity
Source: RefSeq, a predicted model, not a curated record